UGAGACUAAUAUAUUGGGGAUCGCUUUAUUUAUCUGCAUUAUUUUAAAAAAGUCUGCAUCAUUCUAGAAAAGUUUGUUCUCUACGCAUAGCUCGUGGAACACACAGUAAGAAAAUGGCACAAGAAAAAUUUUAUGCCGUUGUUGAAUUUGAGGAUGGGCUUCAAAUUGUUCCAAAUAAUUGGUUGAAUUCGAAUUUAAACAAGGCUGUUUGGCCAAAUUUCACUAACAACAAGCGUUACUAUAAGGCUGUGAAAUUUAUGGAAAACCCAGAACCUACAUGGAUAGAACAUCCAAUUCGGAAAAUCUAUGCAAAAGACACAAACUAUGAAUUAGCAAGAAGAAAAUUAAAAGAUGCUGAAGAACUAUCAGAUAUCAAUUCUGGUACUGACAAAGAGGAAGUAUUAAAAAAAAAAACAAGAAAAUAUAGAGCUGCUAAGCAAUUUGAUGAAACUUCUAUAUUAAAUAGUGAUGAUGAAUGCGACGAAAAUUCAUUUAUUUUGCAGCUUCCAAUGCCUGUUAGGCCUGUACAUACCUCUGAAAAAAUGAAAAAGGCAAAAUUGUCACAGAAAGGUGAAAGCAUAAAAAAUUAUAUUAAUAGUCAGAAGAAUAAUAUAAAGGAUAAUCUUCUGGAUCGGGAGAUUGUAUUGUAUAGUCAGGAUAGAUCAAGUCUGAAUAUUUAUUCCAACGUUAAGCAUGUAUAUGUACACUAUUAUUGCGAAACUUAUACGUCUUCAAGUCGUGCCGUGAACGAUUUCAAUCCUUCCGAGCUGGGAGUUCCAAUUUCGCCGUCCGUUCCGAGUUAA
Molecule: messenger RNA, 803 nt
Organism: Nylanderia fulva
Lineage: Eukaryota; Metazoa; Arthropoda; Insecta; Hymenoptera; Formicidae
Source: RefSeq, a predicted model, not a curated record